This is a messenger RNA of Penicillium roqueforti, 1041 nucleotides long. RefSeq lists its product as uncharacterized. NCBI's taxonomy places the organism in Eukaryota, Fungi, Ascomycota, Eurotiomycetes, Eurotiales, Aspergillaceae. The transcript is spliced from 7 exons. The record is from RefSeq and is a predicted model, not a curated record. Bases 1 to 1041 code for a protein of 346 amino acids.
AUGGCUUCUGGUGACGUGACCUACCCUAACACGGGCAGCAUCCGCGAUGUUAUUACCAAGGGCCCAAUUGUCAAUAAUGUGAAGUCCGAAGCAUCCCGCACCAGCGAUGAGUUCCGCGAUCUGAAAAACUCGCGUGUGACCCCUUCGAACACCACCGCCGAUGGUCAACCAUUGACUCACUACCACUCUUUGAUGUACAGCCUUUUGAGCUGGGAACAACCCCGUGCGACCGCCGUUUCCUACGCCAGCAUGAUCUGUUUCAUCUUCGCCGCUCGUUACAUGCCUCUCCUCCGCUGGGCCUUCAAGUUCCUGUACAUGUCGUUGGGAGUGACCGCCACUGUCGAGAUUGCUGGCCAUCUUAUCCUCAAGCGGGGAAUCGCCAGUGGAUUCCGCCCCCGCCGUUACUACACUGUCCCCAAGGAAGUUAUUGAGGGUGUCCUCGAGGACCUCGAGCAGCUCGUGGACUUUUUCUUGAUCGAGUUCCAGCGCAUCCUGUUCGCUGAGAAUGUCCUCCACACCGUUUUUGCUUUCAAUGCUGCUUUCAUCGGCUACUGGCUGCUCCGUUUCCUUCCCUUCUGGGGCGUGGCCUUGAUUGCUGUGACCACCACAUACUUCACCCCCCUGAUCUACAUCAGCAACCGUGAAUUCAUCGACGAGCAGAUUACCAACUACCAGGAGAUCAUCAACUCCCAGACCAACCAGCUUCGAGACAUGGCUGGCGAGCGUACCUCUCACGCCACCGACUUGGUGAAGCAGUAUGUCGGUGAGUACAGCUCUAAGGCUCAAGGUUACAUCGCCCACCGACGCUCUGCCUCCCGGGAGACCAAGCUUGCGAGCCCAAUCAAGCGUGAGACCGUUGAGCCCGCUGCCAACUUCACUGCCCCUGUCGCCAAGCCUGCCGUCGAGCCCGUUAUCAAGCACGAGGACUUCCCGGAGGCCCCCAAGGCCGCUCCUGUCGCUCAGGCUCUCGAGUCUGGCAUUGUUGCGUCUGUUGAGCCGGCAGAGCAGGCGAAGGGUCGUGAGCCUCUUCUGGCUAUCUGA